AUGACCAAGCUUCUGCCCCUGCUGGCCCUACUCGGGCUCAGCUCCGCGUCCUUCCCUGGAUCCUGCAAAUGCACACCAGGUGACACAUGCUGGCCAUCACAAGAAACAUGGGAUACGCUCAACAGCACCGUCUCAGGCAAACUGAUUCGCAACACCCCGCCCGCCAUAUCAUGUUAUCCUGGACCGUACCACAGCGAGGAGGAAUGCGCCUACGUCCACUCUCAAUGGUCCAAUUCUACAUUCCAGUCUCUCAAGCCGGUCGGGUACGUCUAUCCGACGGACGAUCCGUGUCCGCCGGUGGAUGUCAGCGCGGGGGAGAAACCAGGGAAUUGCACGCUUGGUCCGGCCCCUGUGUAUACGGUCAAUGCGACCGAGGUGGAGGAUCUCGUGGCGGGGAUGCAGUUUGCAAGGGAGAGGAAUCUGCGCUUUGUGGUGAGGAAUACGGGGCAUGAUCUUUUGGGGAAGUCGGAGGGAUACGGCGCGCUGCAAGUGUGGAUUAAGUAUCUGCGUAAAGGGAUCAGAAUUCAUGAUGUGUAUGAGCCUUCCAAGGCUGCAUUGUGCAGCAAGGCGAAGUGGAAUGGGACGGCGAUUACCAUUGCUGGUGGGUAUGUCUGGGACGACGUGUACAAGCUUGCGUUUCCGCGAAACCUGACGGUUGUUGGCGGAGGAGAUCCGACAGUCGGCUGCAUCGGUGGGUACAUCCAAGGAGGCGGACACUCUCCAGCAAGUCGCGACUACGGACUCGCAGCCGACCAGAUCCUCGAAGCCCAAGUCCUCCUGGCCAACGGCACCACCGUCACAGCCAGUCCGUGCCAGAACUCCGACCUGUAUUUUGCGAUCCGAGGCGGCGGCGCAGGAACAUACGGCAUCGUAACCUCGGCCACUAUCAAGGCCUAUCCGUCCAAGCCGGUCGUCGCUCAAUCGCUCACGAUCUCACCCUUAACCAAGAAUCUAGACCCUCUUCUCGAAGCAGUCACUGACAUUCACGCCGCAUACCCCCAUAUCUCAGACGCCGGAUUCUCUGGCUACGGAACCUGGUCGAUCAACAGCCACAGUGCGAUUGUCGGGAACUCAACCGUCGGCUAUGUGCAUGCUAUCGCAGCAAUGGGUGUUUUGCUCUCCGAGGCAAAGGCCUCAUUUGCGUCUAUUCUGAAAUCACUGCAGAAAUACAACGGCACAUCGCUUUUCGUCACGGUCACUUGGUUCGAAUUCCCCAGCUACCCAACCUACUAUAUGACGAUGUCCGGCGCGCAGAUUUCCGGAGGGAAUGGAAACUCGGCCAUGACGUCUCGCAUGUUCGAUAAGAAAGCUCUGACGUCUGACCGCGCCGCUUUGCGUGAGAUGGUCGGCGUGGUGGCUGGUACUCGCGAGGAAUCCACAAUAAUGAGCAUUGAGCUCAAUGGUGGAGGAAAGGUCUUCGACCACGACCCGCUAUCGGGUCUGAGCCCGGCCUGGCGAUCGACGUAUAUGGUAGAAGUUGUCUCGCGAGGCUGGUCCGAAGAUGCGGAUGAGAAGACCGCAAAGGCCGUGAAGGCCGAUAUCUCGUAUAAGAAGAACUGGGCGAUGCGGAAGCUGACACCCUUUUUGGGGAGCUAUUUGAACGAGGCGGACCGCAACGACCCUCUCUGGGCGACGGACUUCUAUGGAGUACAUUAUCUACCCCUGACGAUGAUCAAGAGAAAGUAUGACCCCGAGGACUUCUUUUACUGCCCGACUUGCGUGGGGAGUACGGGAUGGUACCAGCGGUUUCUGCCGCAUAAGGACUAUGGUCCGCUUUGCUCGACGGGGCUGUAA
Messenger RNA from Aspergillus steynii IBT 23096, 1794 nucleotides. Its product is annotated as isoamyl alcohol oxidase. Gene Ontology annotation, molecular function: oxidoreductase activity; FAD binding. The record is from RefSeq and is a predicted model, not a curated record. NCBI's taxonomy places the organism in Eukaryota, Fungi, Ascomycota, Eurotiomycetes, Eurotiales, Aspergillaceae. The transcript is spliced from 5 exons. Bases 1 to 1794 code for a protein of 597 amino acids.